Molecule: messenger RNA, 1687 nt
Organism: Monopterus albus (swamp eel)
Lineage: Eukaryota; Metazoa; Chordata; Actinopteri; Synbranchiformes; Synbranchidae
Gene: cdo1
Product: cysteine dioxygenase, type I
Exons: 5
Coding region: 87-692 (201 amino acids)
Biological process (GO): L-cysteine catabolic process
Molecular function (GO): cysteine dioxygenase activity; ferrous iron binding
Source: RefSeq, a predicted model, not a curated record
GCGAGAGUUUGAAGCUUGGAGAGAAACUUGUUGCUUUAAGACAGUUAAGUUCAUCUGGAAAGCAGGCUCGUAGAGAAGUCACAACGAUGGAGCAAACCGAGGUGGUGAAGCCAGAAACUCUGGAUGACCUGAUAAAAAUCCUGCAUAAGAUUUUCGAGAGUGACUGCAUCAAUGUUGAGGAGGUCCAAAAUAUAAUGGAAUCAUAUGAGAGCAAGCCUCAGGAGUGGAAGACAUAUGCAAAGUUUGACCAGUACAGGUACACAAGGAACUUGGUGGAUGAGGGGAAUGGGAAGUUCAAUCUCCUAAUUCUAUGCUGGGGUGAAGGUCAUGGCAGUAGCAUCCAUGAUCACACAGACUCCCACUGUUUCAUGAAGCUGCUGCAGGGUCAGCUGAAGGAGACGCUGUUUGAGUGGCCGGACAACAGAUCUCAAGGAGAGAUGGUCCAGAAGUCACAGAGAAUCCUCCAGGAAAACAAGGUUGCUUACAUAAAUGACUCCAUUGGCCUGCACCGUGUGGAAAAUGUCAGCCACACCGAGGGUGCGGUCAGUUUGCACUUGUACAGUCCCCCUUUCCAGACCUGCCAGACCUUUGACCAGCGGACGGGGCACCGGGACACUGUCAAGAUGACCUUCUGGAGCAAAUUUGGCGAGAGGACUCCAUUUGAAACCACACUCUCACAAGAGAACAACUAAAGGUCACCAAUGGAGGCUGCAAGUGAUGAAGAAGGUUGUAUUUAAAAUGACAAUGUUGUACUUGAUUCAAAAGAAAUUGCUGGGUAAGCAAAAUGUGGGCCUACUAUGAUUUAGCAACCCUUUUAAAAAAAUCAGGAGUGGUCAGGUUGAAAAGGACAGCGCAGUAAUUGGAAUGGCUUUAUCGCUGCCCACUGUGAGCUUGGCAAAUACUGACGAGCACAGGACAAAUGCAUGAAUAGGCACUGAAUCUGCCUUUUGUUUGCUGGGCUUGAGGAGGCCAUUUUCCAAUUCUAACAUUCUUGCCUAGCCAUGACCCAUGUAACCACACUUUUGUAAGGUUAUGGUCUGUAAUGGAACAGCUUUAGCAUUUAAAAAAGGGGAGGAAAUAUUAAUGUUAUAGUUUUAAAUAUAGUUCAGUUUUAUAUCUCAAGAAAAUGAAGCCAGUCCUGCGAUCAACAGUUUUUAUCCUCAGUGGAGCACCUUUAUAGCUGUAUUUACUGUUGACUUAUGCCACUCAAAAUUGCCUUAAUGCUUGUUGAAGAUUGUGAUGAAAUGUAACAUUGUUUGUACAGUCUGAUUAAAUGAGGUUUGUUGCAUUUGCGUUAGGAAAAUGAAAUGUAAAGCUUUAGGGUUGUGUUGUUUUUGAAACUGUGUUGCCUUGUAAUUUAUUUACAGAGUAUUCUGUUCUCCAGUGUUUAAACCUGCAAGCUACAGUAUCAUAUUGUUAUUCCUAAAUGUAUUCAUGGUUAAGUUCUGAUCAAAAGGGUCUUAGAGGGACUGUUUUUUAUUAUAGAAGACAGUAUGUUUAGAUAAAAAAAAAUGCAUUUUCUCUGGAUUUUUGCAUAUUAUAACUUUAGCUGUAUUUAUACAGUGUGUACUUUUACAGCAUAGCACUCUCAUAGCACUGUCCAAUGCAUGCAUGAUUUCUGUAAUGCAGUAAAUGAUAAAUGUCACCUUAAAUGUAGACCAAUAAACACAAUAAUCCUUUCACAGAA